CCGGGUAGCACCAAUUUAACCCAAAUUUAUGGAAUGCCAGGAAAGAGUUGAAGUUCCCGUCUUCACAGCGGUGGAGAAGGAGGUUUUUACACGACAAAUUUAUCCUCUGCGGAGACCAGCGGUGCUAAAAGACGUACCAUUAGGUCCGUGCUUGGAGAAAUGGACUGUGGAUUACUUAGCACAAAAGGGAGGCGACCGGGACGUGAAGGUCCACGUCUCCUCAGCACCUCAGAUGGACUUCCUUCACAAGAACUUUAUCUACAGGACUUUACCAUUCGACAAGUUUGUUCAAAGGGCUGCAGAAGUCAAGCACUCAGAUUUCUUUAUCAGUGAGGAUGAGAGCUAUUAUCUGCGCUCACUUGGAGAGGAUGCUCGCAAGGAGCCGGCCGACCUGAGGAAACAGUUCCCGGAGUUGGCAGAGGACUUCCACAUCCCCCCAUUCUUUGAGCCUGAACAGUUCUUCUCCAGUGUGUUUCGUAUCAGCUCUCCAGGAUUACAGCUAUGGACACAUUAUGAUGUGAUGGAUAACUUGCUGGCUCAGGUGACAGGAAGGAAACGUGUGGUUUUGUUCAGCCCUCAGGAUGCUCUGCACUUAUAUCUCUCUGGAGACAAGUCUGAGAUUCUGGACAUUGACGAUCCAGACCUGCAGCGAUACCCUGAGUUUGGGAAAGCUCAGAGAUAUGAAUGCAUAUUAGAAGCGGGAGACCUCCUCUUCAUCCCCGCCCUGUGGUUUCAUAACACUCUGGCUCUGCAGUUCGGUGUGGGUGUGAAUGUGUUCUGGCGCCACCUCCCGACCGAGUGCUACGAUAAGAAAGACCCGUACGGGAAUAAGGACCCGGUGGCGGCCACACGGGCCAUGCAGGCUCUGGAGCGGGCUUUGGGCAUCAUGGACGAGCUGCCAGCGGACUACCAGGACUUCUACGCGCGUCGCAUGGUGUUACGCAUUCAGAGUCGCGCAUACUCCUCCCGGCCUGUAGAGGGAGCUCAUGGGCACUCCCACUGUAAAAGUGCACUGUCUCAACCAGACUGACUUGGUGAAGACAACAGGACUGAAGAGGAAUUGAAUUUCUGUUUGGUAUGAGCUGGAGGAUUUGAGGAUGACAGGGAUGUAAAGUUAAAGCUGUUUGAUUUCCUUUGUCCCCGA
Messenger RNA from Chanos chanos (milkfish), 1144 nucleotides. It is a transcript of the gene tyw5, whose product is annotated as tRNA-yW synthesizing protein 5. The record is from RefSeq and is a predicted model, not a curated record. Gene Ontology annotation, molecular function: tRNA binding. The transcript is spliced from 8 exons. The coding region runs from base 29 to 1030 and encodes 333 amino acids. Gene Ontology annotation, biological process: wybutosine biosynthetic process. Lineage: Eukaryota; Metazoa; Chordata; Actinopteri; Gonorynchiformes; Chanidae.